This is a messenger RNA of Syngnathoides biaculeatus (alligator pipefish), 1537 nucleotides long. Its product is annotated as copper chaperone for superoxide dismutase-like. Gene Ontology annotation, molecular function: copper ion binding. The transcript is spliced from 8 exons. Gene Ontology annotation, biological process: removal of superoxide radicals. The record is from RefSeq and is a predicted model, not a curated record. The coding region runs from base 293 to 1084 and encodes 263 amino acids. NCBI's taxonomy places the organism in Eukaryota, Metazoa, Chordata, Actinopteri, Syngnathiformes, Syngnathidae.
UCGUAUUUAAUCCAGGCAAACGGGUCCAAUUCCCGUCAACUGAGACGCUCUUCUCCGCCAUUGGAAUGGCGUUACAUUGGCGUGUUAUGGACACCGAGGGGCGCGCGAGGGCGCACCGAGACCUCACCAACACGGCGGCGGCUUUACGGAAAACCUCAUCAACCCCUGACCAAGAUGGCGCCGCGCCUCCCUCUCGCAUACUGUAUUUCGGAAACUAGGAAGGACAAGUUUUCCUUUUUUUUUUAAGUCACCGAGAUUACAGAAUACUUUUCGGGACCUCCGCGCAGGCGCCAUGGAUACGGAGAAGCCAGCAAAGCUGGAGUUCGCGGUGCAGAUGACCUGCGAGGGAUGUCGAGAUCAAGUUCGGGCUGCUCUUGAGCAAAAAGCAGGCGUCCGCUCAGUCGACGUGGACGUCAGGGAGGGACGCGUCCUGGUGGAGACGACCCUGAGCAGCGGCGAGGUGCAGGCCCUGAUCGAAAGCACGGACCGUCGGGCCGUGCUGAAGGGCAUGGGGACCUCAGAGGAACAAGAUCUGGGCGCAGCCGUGGCGAUGGUGGCCGGCGACGGGGGGCGGAUCCAAGGAGUGGUGCGCUUCCUGCAGCUGUCCGCCGAACGCUGCCUCAUCGACGGGACCGUGGACGGCUUGGAGCCCGGCGCCCACGGCCUCCACGUGCACGCGCUCGGCGACCUCACCGAGGACUGCCGCAGUUGCGGCGAGCAUUACAACCCGUUUGGAAGACGGCACGGCGGCCCACAAGAUUCUGAGCGGCACGUCGGCGACCUGGGAAAUAUUCUGGCCGGACCCGACGGCAGGGCGUCGUUCAGACUGGAGGACAGUCAGCUCAAAGUCUGGGACGCGAUCGGGCGGUCUCUGGUGGUGGACGCCGAGGCGGACGACCUGGGCCGCGGCGCCCAUCCGCUCUCCGGGCUGACGGGAAACUCGGGCGCCAGGCUGGCGUGCGGGAUCAUCGCCAGGUCGGCGGGCCUUUUCCAGAACCCCAAGCGGGUGUGCGCCUGCGACGGGCUCACGCUGUGGGAGGAGCGAGACCGGCCGAUCGCCGGGAAAGGGCGGAGCAACCUCUGACGGGACGGCGCGGAUGACGCGUGAAAAUAUGUACACGCGGGAGUAAUAUACACCAAAGGUGCAACAAUUAAUCGACAAGUGUCAAACGAAUCAUCCAUUUUAAUAAUCGAUUAAUGAGUCAGAGCACGAGCUAGCUUAAAAUUGUCCCAACAGUAAACGUCCAGUUUCUGUCGUCCUCCGUGAAAGCGGACUGAUUACGACAUUUGAACGUGAAUAUUUUUCAUUUAUUGAAAGGCUUUUGACUUGCGGGAGCUGUUGGGCCUCCCCCUUUGCCCUGUUCUGUUCUUUCACAGAUAAGAACGCCACACCUAUGUAACGCUUUAGUCGCCAGAUAUCAUGUUUAUUUGCUAUUCCUGCUGUUGUUGUUUGAUUUAGAUUUCAUUUUUUUUUUGAGCUUUGUGUCCCCUCAUGCUCAAUGUGGCUCCAUUUCAAUAAAUAUAACCAUACAGACGA